AUGGCAGCCUCCGUGGAGAGUCACCGUCGCCCACACCCGCCUGCGAUGAAUGACAACCAGCGCAGCCACGGGUUUCACCACCCCACCGUAUGGGGGGACUUCUUCCUUGGUUUCAGGCCAUUCUCUCCGGCGCAGUGUAUUUCCAUGAAAAACAAGGCUGAAGUAAUAAAAGAAGAGCUGAGGGCGACAAUAGUAGAUUCGGGUUCUGUUGAUCUGCCUCAGAAGCUUGAGCUUGUCGAUACUUUACAGCGGCUUGGUUUGGACUACCACUAUGGGACGGAGAUCAAUGAUUUGUUGUGUGGGAUUCAUGAUGCCGGCGAUGAAGCCCACGAUCUUCACACGGCGGCCCUUCGAUUUUAUUUGCUCAGGAAACAGGGAUUGAAUGUUUCACCAGAUGUAUUCCUAAAGUUCAUAGAUGACGAAGGAAAGAUUACGUGCAACGACACAAGAAGCCUCUUGGGCGUGUACAACGCUGCCCAUGUUCGAACCCAUGGUGAAGAAACACUCAGCAGCGCGAUGGCUUACGCAAAAGACCAUCUUGAGCGUGCCGUGGAGCAACAGACAAUUCCACCAUCAAUAUUGCUCGAUCAGGUGCGGCGCGCGCUGAAAACACCUCUUUUCAGGAGGCCUCGCAGAGUUGAAGCGCGACACUUCAUCUCAGUUUAUGAGAGAAUGAGUACAAGGAAUGAGGCCAUUUUGGAGCUUGCAAAGCUGGACUUCAGUAUUCUGCAAGCCCUGUACUGUGAGGAGCUGAGGGCUCUUACUCUGUGGUGGGAAGGACUGCAACUACAAGACCACUUGAGCUUCGCACGAGACAGGAUGGUGGAGAUGCACUUUUGGAUGCUUGGAGUUUUAUUUGAGCCACAAUAUUCAUACGGACGAAUAGUGCUCACAAAGUUCUUUACAUUUAUAUCGAUAUUCGAUGACAUUUACGACAGCUACAGCACCUUAGAAGAAAGCAGGCUCCUCACCAUGGCAAUGGAAAGGUGGGAUGAACAAGCCGCUGAACACCUCCCAGGUUACACGAAGUUUUUCUACAGAAAAGUACUCGCGACCAUGAAGGUCAUUGAAAAAGAUUUGGAUAGUCAAGGAAACAAGCAUGCAGACUAUGUAAAAAAGCUAACAUACAAAACUAAUAUCAUAAUAUUUGUCGUCUUAAAAGUUAUCACCUAUACUUAUGAAGAGCAUGUUUUAUUAAUGUUCAACAACAACAAAGCCGCCACGUUACAGACGCCGGCUGAGGUUUGGCACACAAUCCUCGCCAUGUUUGCUGCUCAGAGUCAAGCUCAAGCGAUCAACACCAGCAUCGAGCUUACCAAUCUUCAGAAAGGUAACAUGGCCAUGGCCGAGUAUCUUGCAAGAUUAAAAGUCUCACAGAUGAAGUUUCCUGUACUGCCGCCGCGCUCUUCGGUCCGGAGAUUGUAUCCAAGAUCCAUGCCGGUCUGGACAUGGAAUAUAACCAUGUCGUCUCAAUGCUUGCUGCUCGGGUGA
This is a messenger RNA of Triticum dicoccoides, 1491 nucleotides long. Its product is annotated as (E)-beta-caryophyllene synthase-like. Gene Ontology annotation, molecular function: magnesium ion binding; terpene synthase activity. Gene Ontology annotation, biological process: terpenoid biosynthetic process. Lineage: Eukaryota; Viridiplantae; Streptophyta; Magnoliopsida; Poales; Poaceae. The transcript has 6 exons. The record is from RefSeq and is a predicted model, not a curated record. Bases 1 to 1491 code for a protein of 496 amino acids.